This is a messenger RNA of Dendronephthya gigantea, 1913 nucleotides long. RefSeq lists its product as uncharacterized. The record is from RefSeq and is a predicted model, not a curated record. The transcript has 2 exons. Bases 607 to 1605 code for a protein of 332 amino acids. Lineage: Eukaryota; Metazoa; Cnidaria; Anthozoa; Malacalcyonacea; Nephtheidae.
UUGGAUGCAUUUAGACGCGGGUUCGGUUAACACUAUCCAUCAAAAUAGACUUUAUCAGCAAGUAAAGUUGUGUAAAUUGCAUGACACAAUCAAGCUUUUUAAGAAAAACAACUUUGUUCGAUUUUUGCGCAUUACGACUAGGAACCUCAAUACAGGCAUGCGCAGCGUUACCUGUUGAUGUAUGAAGUGUAUGUAUGUAGGAAUUGUUCUAUGUCAUAAAGUUGGCUACGUGCGACGACAUUCAUGCAUCGAAGCAUGUCAGAAGAUUUACUUACUGGAUAUAGAUUAUAGAGGGACGGUCUCGUCUUCCUAUUAAGCCCGCCGCACACGAGAGCUAUUAGAGAGUUUGGGAAACGCACCGCGAUCGCAACGGCAACGUCAGCGCUCAAUUUUUUUAGCCUGGGGCGAGUCCGUGUAACGUCCCGCCAAAAUUCUAGUUUGGGAAAUGCAAAAUACUUUUUAGUACGGCGCACUCACUGCACGGUAAAACGUCAGUCGUAUGCAUGGCAAGUAGAGAGGAAAUUUUAGAUAUUUUAUUGAUCGCUCACCGAAACGGUCAUCUUUCUGACACACAGCUGCUUAUACUGGACGAAGAGUUGAGAAAAAAUGAGUUUGCGCAAUCUAAUUUUCCAUACAAGAUUUACACUCCUUUCAGUUGGGAAAAUUAUGACGAAAUUACAUGUCAAACCGAACUGCGGUUUGAGAAAGCUGACAUCCUUCGACCUUCGCCUUAAACGCUGUUUAGAAAUCCCAGACGAAGUUCAGUUCUACAAAGGAAGCUACUGCCAUGGUCUGGAAGCCCUGUGCAUACUUCUAAAGAGAUUAGCGUAUCCUUGUCGAUACUGUGAUAUGGUUCCACGAUUUGGACGAUCUGUGCCAGAUCUUUGCAAAAUAACCCACCUUAUUCUUAAUCAUAUAUAUGUCCGAAAGUCACACUUACUUCAGCGAUGGGAUAGUCCAUUUUUAACCCAAGACUCACUACAAACGUAUGCCAAUGUCAUCCAUGCUAAAGGCGCCCCCUUGAGCAAUUGUUUUGGGUUUAUUGAUGGUACGGUACGACCAAUUUGCAGGCCUGGAAAACACCAAAGGGAUGUGUAUAACGGGCACAAAAGAGUACAUAGCAUAAAAUUUCAAAGUAUCGUAAUACCCAACGGUCUGAUUGCGAAUCUUUCUGGACCAUGGGAAGGAAGGAAACAUGAUGCUGGUAUGCUAGCUGAGUCAGGUCUAAUGAGGGAUCUGGAAAGAAUUGCAUAUUCUCCAACUGGGGAAACGCUGUGUAUUUACGGCGAUCCUGCAUACCCGUUAAGAGUUUACUUACAAGCACCAUUUCGUGAUGCAAACCUCACCGACGAAAUGAAAGCAUACAAUAAAGCUAUGAACUCUGUUCGUGUCUCCGUCGAGUGGCUGUUUGGAGAAAUUGUAAAGUAUUUUCGGUGUACAGAUUUUAAACGAGGACUUCAACUUCGUUUAAGUCCAAUUGGAAAGAUAUAUAUUGUUUGUGCAAUUUUACAGAAUGCCCACGCUUGUUUGUACGGAAACAUUGUGUCGGAAUACUUUCAGCUGCAGCCACCGACACUUGAAGAAUACCUACAGCUACAAGAGUAAAGUGCCAACUUCAUAUUAAUAUUUUGUAUUUUAGAUGCAAUAACGCUGUAAAUAAAGUUGUUGUCAGUAUAAAGUUAGACAUUAAUUAUUAUCCUGUCUAUUUCAAUUAUGAAAUUUACAUCGUUUUGUACCCGCCAUUGUGUUGUUUACAUUUUUUUAAACAAAACAAAACAGUAAGUAUGGUUAACAUUUUAUUCACUGGAAGUCAAAACAUAUACAAAAUGAUAUCCUGAACAUUCGUAGUGUUUACUGUUUAGUAGUUUGUUCUGAUAUCUUUUAGCAAUAGCUACUUGAAUGAAUAAUAAAAU